Ipomoea triloba (trilobed morning glory) is the source of this 390-nucleotide messenger RNA. RefSeq lists its product as uncharacterized. The record is from RefSeq and is a predicted model, not a curated record. The transcript has a single exon. NCBI's taxonomy places the organism in Eukaryota, Viridiplantae, Streptophyta, Magnoliopsida, Solanales, Convolvulaceae. Bases 1 to 390 code for a protein of 129 amino acids.
AUGGAAAACGCAGAUAUCGACACUAUGCGGAAAGUGACAGUGAUCAUUUGGUCUAUCUGGUGCGCAAGGAAUGAUCUGGUAUGGAACAACGAACCCUUUAUUGCAAAUCAGAUAUGGCAUCAAGCUGAAGGUUGGAUUAGAUCAUGGCAAGAGGCUCAAGAAAAGAAAAAGGCUCUAUUACCAACCGCAAAGAAUGAACAGGGUCAUCUCAGUUUUGGUCUGCGUUGUUUCGUUGAUGCAGCCUUAUUUGAAAACCAUGGUUUGGCUGGUUAUGGUGCUAUUGUUCAUAAUAAAGAAAAUCAAUAUGUAGGGGCCCGUGCGGGUACGAGAAUUUGCUGCAUGUAUCCCUACUUAGCUGAACUUUGGGCAAUCAAAGAGGCACUAUCAUGA